GUGAGAUGUUGAUCGUUUAAACAUUCAAAUAGGAAAACAUUCGUAUUGAAAUUAAACAAAAAAUAAAAAAAACAAGAAGAAAAAAACUUUUUCGAAAAAGGAUAAAAGUGCUUUAGCAAUGAAAACAAACGUUAAAAACAUCUAAAAGUCAUAGAGAAUUCAUUUAAUGGCGCAAAGUUUUUUUGCUUUGCCUUCUUCGAUGAAAAACUAUUGGAAUGUGUUCAAUUUUGAACUUAAAGUGGUAAAUCUAUAAAAGAAACCCCAAAAAAAUUAAGAAAAUAAAACAGAAAAGGAAGUUUUACUACUAGACACACACGCACACACACACAAAGAAAGAUGAAAUCCAUCUUCUUUAAAAUAACGUUUGUUAUUUUUAGCUUGGCCCUUUGCCAGAGCAAAGCCUCCACCUCCGCCAAUCAAAAUCUCACCUCAUCCAGCAACACGACUGCAACAUCAACCAACAUUAAGAAUGCAACACUAGCAACAGCAACAAUAUCCACGACAAAUGCUACAACAAAUACCACUGACAAAUACCUACAUUCCUCCGUUUAUGAAGCUCAUGCUUCAAAGGCAUUGGACACGGCCAUUAAGCGCAUGCAAUCGAUUUACAAUCGCAAACGUGAACUCUUCUAUAGUCUAACGCAGGGCAGAGGAUACAGUGUUAAUCAAGCGCCCAUCAAACAGGAAAUAGACAGAGACUAUCAUAACCUGGUCUACGAGUUGGCAGGUAAUCUCAGCGUUAUACCAGUGCAACAAUUAAAAAAUUCAACACUACGACGCCAGGUGCAACGUCUGUCGAAGCUGCAACUAUAUGGUCUGGGUAGACGAGACUUUGAACAGGCCAAGGAGUUGCUGCACACCAUGCAAACAUUUAUAACAUCACGUUUGGUGUGUGUUCAACAGGAUUGCAGUCAGCAGUGGGCCAUGGUGCCGACGAUAAUUGGACACAUUGUGCGUACCAGAAACUAUAUGGAUUUGGAAUUUCAAUGGAUUAAAUGGCGACAGGCAUUGUCUGAACGUGAUUUAGGCAAAUCAACAUUUAUCGAUUUUGUACGCCUGCUGCGUAUAGCAGCCACCUAUAACGGUCAUGUUACACCAUCUCGCACUUGGUAUUUGUAUUACGAAACGGAGAAUUUUCAACGUGAAUUGGAAGAUGUGGUUUGGGAUCUAAUGCCAUUAUACAAAGAGUUACAUGCUUACCUACGCUACUGGGCACGUAAGACUUAUAGUGAUUCAUUGACGGCUUCGGAUGGUGCUAUACCAGCACCGGUUAUGGAACAAAUGCUAAUGCAAGCCUGGCAUCCACGUUCGGUAUUUCGUACUCCCUACCCUAAAAAACAAUUGCCCACUGUUAAGCAGCGUCUAGAGGAGGUUUAUGUCACACCUGUCAUCAUUAAUAAAAAGGCAGCGGAAUUUUUUGAAUCCUUGGGUUUGAAUCAUAUGUCGGAUGCCUUUUAUCAAAAAUUCUCUCGUCGCAUGAAUGAUGAUGAAAUGGGACCCGAAUGUAAGUCAGAAGUCUAUUACUUUCCUCCCGAUGUGGCUUUGCGUUAUUGUCCUAAAUUGGACUAUAAAGUUUUGAUGCAAAUGCAUGGUUAUAUGGCUGAACUGCAAUAUAAUAUUUAUAAAACUAAUCUACCUUUCGGUUUGGAUCGUGAACCUUGCCCUGGUUUUGGUAGUGCUUUGGGUGAAUCCUCGGUUAUUGCCUCGGGUACACCACGUCACUUGAAUCGUUUACAUAUCUUGGUUAAUGCCAGUUUACCCGCUGAGGAAUCAAUGAAUCGUUUAUUCCGUAUGGGUGUCCAUACUUUAUUGGCCAUUCCCCAGUAUUUUAUAAAUGAUAAAUUUCUUGUUGAUGUCAUGGAUGGUCGCAUUGGUCCUCAUGAGUAUAAUUGUGCUUAUUGGCGUUUACAGUAUAAAUAUGCGGGUGUGGUGCCUCCUCAUCGUCGCAGUGAAAAGCAUUUCGAUCCUGACUAUAAGUUUUAUCGUGGUCUUAAUCCUGAGAAGCCUAAUACAGCGUAA
Molecule: messenger RNA, 2019 nt
Organism: Lucilia sericata (common green bottle fly)
Lineage: Eukaryota; Metazoa; Arthropoda; Insecta; Diptera; Calliphoridae
Product: angiotensin-converting enzyme-like
Exons: 6
Coding region: 337-2019 (560 amino acids)
Biological process (GO): proteolysis
Cellular component (GO): plasma membrane
Molecular function (GO): metallopeptidase activity; peptidyl-dipeptidase activity
Source: RefSeq, a predicted model, not a curated record